Dibothriocephalus latus is the source of this 454-nucleotide messenger RNA. Lineage: Eukaryota; Metazoa; Platyhelminthes; Cestoda; Diphyllobothriidea; Diphyllobothriidae. The record is from the annotation of a GenBank genome assembly.
CGACUUUUAUGAAAAUCUGAAGCACAAGAUUGAAGAACUUCCCUCAGUUGCCAUUCUCAUCAACAACGUCGGCGUCUCAUACUCUCAUCCAGACGCCCUGGCCAAAUGUGAAGAGCUGACUCUCGAGAAACUGCAGAAAAUGGUUGUCUGCAACGUAACAUCAACGACCUGCAUGACCCGCAUUACCCUACCAAAGUUGCUGGCCUCACCGCCACCGGCUGGAGUCCACCGCCACAUUGUCAAUAUUGCCUCCCAGUCCGGCUGUUUUCCCACCCCCUACCUUUCUGUUUACGCUGGUACCAAGGCCUUUGUAAUCAAUUUUACGGCCUCGUUAGCUGGGGAAUUAGUAGGCUCCUGCGUUAAGGUGCAGACUAUUUCGCCCGGCUUUGUGUCGACGAACAUGUCGGGUAUCAAACGUCCGAGUUUCUUUGCACCCUCGGCUUCCACAUUUGCG